Ochotona curzoniae (black-lipped pika) is the source of this 535-nucleotide messenger RNA. Its product is annotated as galectin-10-like. The annotation marks the transcript as partial. Lineage: Eukaryota; Metazoa; Chordata; Mammalia; Lagomorpha; Ochotonidae. The transcript has 3 exons. The record is from RefSeq and is a predicted model, not a curated record. Gene Ontology annotation, molecular function: carbohydrate binding.
GUCCCGUAUACACGGAACGUGUCCUUGUGCAUCGGUUCUUCAGUGACCAUCAGAGGGGCACCUGCCAAUUGUUUCAGAAAGGACCCACAGCUGCAGGUGGAUUUCCACACGGGCACCAGUGAGAAGUCUGACAUCGCCUUCCAUUUGCGCGUAUACUUUGGCCAUUGUGUGGUCAUGAACAGCCUUCGGUGUGGGGGCUGGGAUUGCGAGGUGAAAUAUUCCCACACGCCCUUCACAGAGUGCCAACAUUUUGAACUGUGCAUCAUGGUGCUGCACAAUGAGUACCAGGUCGUGAUAAACGGCCAGCACUGUUACAGCUUUGCCCACCGAGUCCACCCAGCAUCUGUGAGGAUGAUUCAGGUGUGGAGAGAUGUCUACCUGACCUCAGUGGACGUCCGCUAGGGGACAGGGGUGUCCAGACAUGCCAUGAUCCAGGAGUCCCCUCUCUCUGCGUGACCUAUGGAUUCCCAAAGCCAACACGAUGCUCCUCCUCAUCUCCUUGGCUAUACUUGCUCAUUAAAAUGUUACCAAACUU